Balearica regulorum gibbericeps (East African grey crowned-crane) is the source of this 5449-nucleotide messenger RNA. Lineage: Eukaryota; Metazoa; Chordata; Aves; Gruiformes; Gruidae. The record is from RefSeq and is a predicted model, not a curated record.
AUUUUGAAUUCCCAAAUAACGGAUACUGGCAGGUACGUCUGCGUUGUGGAAAACAUAGCUGGGAGCGCCAAAAAGUAUUUUAACCUAAACGUUCAUGUUCCUCCAAGUGUUGUUGGUACUAAUCCUGAGAAUUUGACUGUGGUGGUGAAUAAUUUCAUCUCUCUGACUUGUGAGGUCACUGGCUUUCCACCUCCUGAUCUCAGCUGGCUCAAGAACGGAAAACCUAUCAGUUCGAAUACCAACACUUUUAUUGUGCCUGGCGCUCGGACUCUGCAGAUUCCUCGAGCCAAGCUACCUGAUGAUGGUGAAUAUACUUGUAUUGCCAGAAACCAAGCUGGGGAGAGUCAGAAGAAGAGUUUCCUAACCGUCCUUGUGCCCCCAAGCAUCAAAGACCAUAGUGGGACCUCGCUGACAGUGCUGAACGUGAGAGCGGGCACGCCGGUGGUGUUAGAGUGUGAAUCCAACGCUAUUCCACCACCAGUCAUCACCUGGUACAAGAACAGGCGCCUGAUUUCAGAGUCUGCAAACGUGGAGAUCUUAGCGGACGGGCAAACGUUACAAAUCAAGGGUGCAGAGGUUUCUGACACGGGCCAAUACGUGUGCAAAGCCAUAAAUAUUGCAGGGCGAGAUGAUAAAAAUUUCCAUCUCAAUGUUUAUGUGCCACCAAAUAUAGAAGGCCCUGAACAAGAGUCGGUCAAUGAAACUAUCAGUAAUCCUGUUACCUUUGUGUGUGAUGCUACCGGAAUUCCUCCACCAACCUUGUUAUGGCUUAAGAACGGCAAACCAAUAGAAAACUCCGAUUCUCUUGAAGUUCAUAUUUUAUCUGGUGGAAGCAAACUUCAGAUUGCUCGCUCUCAGCUUUUAGACAGUGGGACCUACACGUGUAUUGCCUCAAAUAUAGAGGGAAAAGCUCAGAAAAGUUAUGUGCUUUCCAUUCAAGUUCCUCCUAAUAUCGUUGGCUCUGAGAUGCCUAGUGAGGUCAGCGUCCUCCUGGGAGAAAGCAUCCAGCUCGUCUGCAGCGCCAACGGAGUGCCCACGCCUGCUAUGCAAUGGCUUAAAGAUGGAAGAAGGAUUGCCAGUGACGAUGUACAAAGAAUAAGAGUGGCUCCGGAUGGCAGCACAUUAAACAUUUUCAGAGCUCUCAGUUCCGAUACAGGAAAAUACACGUGUGUGGCAACUAACCCUGCAGGAGAGGAAGACCGAAUUUUCAACUUGAAUGUAUAUGUUCCUCCAACAAUAGCCAAUAACAAAGAUGAACCAGAGGACCUCGCUGCCCUUUUGGACACCUCCCUAAAUAUUGAAUGUACUGCUACUGGAACCCCACCACCGCAGAUAAACUGGCUGAAGAAUGGCCUUCCUCUGUCUGUCUCCUCCCAGAUCAGGCUGCUGGCAGCUGGGCAAGUUCUCAGACUUGCCCGAGUGCAGGUAUCUGAUACUGGCGUGUACACUUGUGUAGCAUCUAACAGGGCUGGAGUGGACAACAAACACUACAACCUUCAAGUUUUUGUCCCGCCAAGCUUGGAUAACGCAGGAGGAACAGAGGAUGUGACUGUAGUAAGAGGCAGUGCAGCCUCGAUGAAGUGUCUUACCGAUGGCACUCCUGCCCCCACUAUGUCCUGGUUUAAAAACGGACAGCCGUUAAACCUUGGAGCUCACCUGACCUCAAGUAACCAAGGAAUGGUCCUUCAUUUUGUACGAGCGGAGAUCGGUGAUGCCGGCAAAUACACUUGUGUGGCGUCCAAUGAAGCUGGAGAUACCAGCAAGCACUUUUCCCUGAAAGUGCUGGAGCCGCCUCACAUCAAUGGUUCAGAUCAACCGGAAGAGCUCUCUGUCAUCGCUAACAACCCUCUCGAACUUCUCUGCAUCUCUUCUGGCAUUCCAGUCCCCAAAAUCUCAUGGAUGAAGGAUGGGCGCCCGCUUCUGCCGAAUGAUAAUGUUCACGUCCUGAGAGAAGUCCUUCGAAUAACCAGCGCUCAGGUGGAGGACACGGGAAGAUACACGUGUUUGGCAUCUAGCCCAGCAGGAGAUGAUGACAAGGAAUAUUUAGUAAGAGUGCACGUUCCUCCUAACAUUGCUGGUACUGGUGGUCCACAGGACCUCACCGUGUUGCAGAACAGACAAGUUAUACUGGAAUGCAAGUCAGAUGCUGUCCCACCUCCGACAAUCUCCUGGCUUAAAAACGGAGAACUUUUAGAGGGAACUCCUCGAGUUCGAAUCCUCUCCAGUGGGCGAUACCUGCAGAUCAAUAACGCUGACCUCAGCGAUACAGCAAGCUACAUGUGUGUGGCAAGUAAUGUCGCAGGAAAAACGACCAGGGAGUUCGUGCUGACAGUACAUGUGGUUCCUACGAUCCGAAGCGGUCCUCAGACUGCAGCUGUGCGGAUAAAUGCUUCUGCCGUUCUGGAGUGUGUUGCAGAAGGAGUACCAACCCCGAGAAUUACGUGGAGGAAGGAUGGGGCUAUUUUUACUGGAAACAACACAAGGUAUUCCAUGUUAGAGGACGGAUCUCUACACAUCCACGCAGCACAUGUUACGGACACAGGAAGAUACGUGUGUAUGGCAACCAAUACAGCUGGCACCGAACGCAAACGGAUUGAUCUGCAGGUUCUUGUUCCUCCAACUAUUGCUCCUGGACAUACGAACAUUACGGUUACUGUAAAUGUGCAGACCACUUUGCCCUGUGAAACCACUGGAAUUCCCAGACCAGCAAUUAGCUGGAAAAAGAAUGGGCAUCUGCUCAGUGUUGACCAGAACCAGAAUACCUACAGACUUCUGUCUUCAGGUUCCUUAGUAAUCAUUUCUCCCACUGUGGAUGACACUGCUGUCUACGAGUGCUCUGUGUCAAACGAUGCCGGAGAAGAUCAAAGAGCAGUUGAGCUCACUGUUCAAGUGCCCCCAUCCAUAGCAGAUGAAGCCACAGACCUUUUGGUAACAAAGCUGUCUCCAGUAGUAAUCUCCUGCGCCGCGGCAGGGGUUCCUGUCCCCUCGGUUCAUUGGACCAGAAAUGGCAUCAAGCUGCUUCCCAGAGGAGAUGGCUACAGAAUUCUCUCUUCAGGGGCUGUUGAAAUACCUGCCGCUCAGUUAGCCCACGCGGGACGCUACACCUGCGUGGCCCGGAACGCGGCCGGCUCGGCUCACAGACACGCCACUCUUCACGUUCAGGAACCACCAGCUAUCCAAACUCAGCCAGGGGCGCUGGACGUCAUUGUGAACAAUCCCAUCCUACUACCGUGUGAAGCGACGGGUACACCUCGACCCAUAAUAACGUGGCAAAAGGAGGGCAUCAAUAUAAUCACAACAGGCAACAGUUACAUGGUUCUUCCCAGUGGCAGUUUACAGAUUGCAAAAUCAACUCUUGAAGAUGCUGGCACCUACAUGUGUGUUGCUCAAAAUCCCGCUGGCACUGCUCUGGGGAAGAUCAAACUGAAAGUUCAAGUUCCUCCCGUUAUCAAGUCCCACCUGAAGGAAUACGUUGUUCCUGUUGAUCAGUCUGUCACGCUGCAGUGUGAGGCUGAAGGCUCCCCUGGGCCGGAGAUCAGCUGGCAUAAAGACGGACAGCAAAUAACGGAGUCCGUCAGAAGAAGAAUUCUUAGCAGCGGUGCGCUGCAGAUCGUGUUCGUGCAGCCUGGCGACACGGGCCGUUACACGUGCGUGGCGGCAAACCUGGCAGGGUCCAGCAGUUCUAGCAUGGAGCUCACUGUGCACGUUCCACCCAAGAUUCACAGUACGGAGACGCAGUACACAGUCACGGAGGACUCCCAGGCUGUUCUGUCCUGCGCUGCUGAGGGGAUUCCAACACCAACAAUAAACUGGAAGAAGGACGAUACGCUCUUAACAGAGAUAGUAGGAAAAUACCGGGCUGUGCCAGAUGGAGACCUCAUUUUGGACAAUGUUGUUCCUGAAGAUUCUGGCAGUUACACCUGCAUUGCUAACAACGCUGCUGGAGAAGACACCCACACCGUCACCCUGACAGUUCAUGUCCUGCCAGCUUUUACUGAACUGCCUGGAGAUAUAGCUUUGACUAAAGGAGAACAGCUCAGGUUAACGUGCAAAGCAUCUGGGAUACCUGUACCCAAAAUAACGUGGACCUUUAACAAUAACAUCAUUCCAGCACAAUACGAUGACGUCAAUGGACACAGUGAACUUGUUAUCGAAAGAGUAUCUAAAGAUGACUCUGGUACCUACGUAUGCACAGCAGAAAACACAGUUGGCUCAAUCAAAGCUAUAGGUUUUGUGUAUGUCAAAGAGCCUCCAGUCUUCAAAGGGGAUUACCACUCUAGCCGAAUUGAGCCCUUGGGUGGCAACGCUAUGUUGAAUUGUGAAGUCAGGGGAGAUCCACCUCCAACCAUCCAGUGGAGUAAAAAAGGAGUUGGCGUUCCGAUUAGCAACAGGAUCCGACAGCUUAACAAUGGUUCUCUUGCUAUCUACGGCACCGUAAAUGAAGAUGCUGGUGACUACAAGUGCGUGGCUACCAAUGAUGCUGGUGUGGUGGAACGCAGUCUGACGCUGACUCUUCAGAGUCCUCCGCUCAUCACCGUUGAACCUGUAGAGACGGUUAUUGAAGCUGGUGCCACAGCGAUGCUGAACUGCCAGGCAAAUGGAGAGCCUCCUCCCACCAUCAGAUGGUCCCGCCAAGGUCAUCCGGUCGUGAGCGACGAGAGGGUGACUGUGCUCUCUAAUGGCUCCCUGCGUAUCGUUGCAGCACAGAAGGAAGAUACGUCUGAAUAUGAGUGUGUAGCGAGGAAUCUAAUGGGAUCUGUUCUCGUUAGAGUACCGCUGACUGUCCAGGUGCAUGGUGGAUUUUCCCAUUGGCUCGAAUGGCGAGCUUGCAGCGUAACGUGCGGUCGAGGUGUUCAGGAGCGAGUCCGUCAGUGCAACAACCCUCUUCCAGCGAACGGCGGGCAGAGGUGCGAGGGGCCCAACAAGCCGUGUCCAGUGGAUGGCAACUGGUCAGAGUGGGGGCUAUGGGAAGAGUGUUCAAAGAGCUGCGGACGAGGUAACAGGACCAGAACGAGAACGUGCAGUAACCCGCCGACUCAGCACGGCGGGAAGCCCUGUGAUGGCAGCGCUGUGGAUUCAGUCAUGUGUAAUAUCAGGCCUUGCCCAGUUGAUGGUGAGUGGAGCUCUUGGCUGCCGUGGGGUCCCUGCAGCGAGACUUGCGGGAAAGGAACUCAGACGCGGCUGAGGCUCUGCAAUAACCCUCCUCCUUCCCACGACGGGUCUUCCUGCCAGGGGUCUGAUGCACAGAUGCAGGUUUGCAACAAGAGACGCUGCCCAGUGGACGGGAAGUGGGCCACGUGGAGCAGCUGGAGUGCCUGCACCGUGUCCUGCGGAGGAGGCAGCAGGCAGAGAACGCGGCACUGCUCAGACCCAGCCCCACAGUUUGGGGGUCACAAAUGUGAAGGAAACGACAUACAAAUUGAUUUUUGCAACAGCGAUCCUUGUCCGA